This is a messenger RNA of Leguminivora glycinivorella, 1301 nucleotides long. RefSeq names its product trypsin alpha-3-like. The record is from RefSeq and is a predicted model, not a curated record. The coding region runs from base 79 to 996 and encodes 305 amino acids. NCBI's taxonomy places the organism in Eukaryota, Metazoa, Arthropoda, Insecta, Lepidoptera, Tortricidae. Gene Ontology annotation, biological process: proteolysis. Gene Ontology annotation, molecular function: serine-type endopeptidase activity. The transcript is spliced from 7 exons.
AAAACCUGUUUACUGCUUGUCGCUACCAUUUCAUAGUUGUUUUCCGCAUAGAAAUAUAUAAUAAAUUACUCGUGCAAAAUGUUCACGUUAUUUUACGUUUUAUCUUUGGCAAUUGCCUGCAGUGCAGUGUCCGUUGAUGUGAGUGACGCAACGAACAGAAUUGCAAACGGGGCAGUUGCAGCGAAUCUUCAAUUCCCAUACGCGGUUUCCAUACAACGUAUCGCAAAUAAUACACAAGUAUCCACCAGAGGGCACAGGUGCGGGGGAGCGCUCGUCACCUUACAGCACGUAUUAACAGCGGCUUCGUGCAUGUUUGAGUGGAACGCUGAUGGAACGCGAACCCCCAUCACCAUUGGCAACUACAGGGUGUUUGCCGGCGCGUAUUUACUGUCCAACGAUACUGCGACUGAAAGAGUCAGGAAUAUUGCUCAGUACGUCGUGCAUCCAAACUACCUCGGCAUACCGUCUUAUGUUGGAGACCUGGCUGUUGUGACUCUAAGUACAGCUUUCGCAAGUUCAACUGCGACCCCCCUGUCCUUGCCCGCCAACAAUUACAACCCCGCUGACUUUACCGAUUGCGUGGUUGCGGGCUGGGGUGCUGCUACCGCUGCAUCUCAAACCGGGGCCAACGUUGAGCAGAAAUACGCUAAUAAAUAUAUAUACAAUCAGCAAGAGUGCACUUCAGUCUACAAUGCCCUGCAAGGCUUACCGAACAUUUUACCUACUAUGGUGUGCGCAGUGUCUUAUGACAUAGUUUCUUCAAGUUGCCACGGUGACGAAGGAAACGCCCUAGUAUGUGGCAAUACGUUGACGGGUAUCCUUGCAUUGCACAGCAACUGUGCGGCCACCUCCUAUCCUGAGAUCUACACCAGGGUCUCCAACUACACCGAUUGGGUCAGACCAAUAGUUUCCUUGGCCAACUCUUUUACAUCUGGCGCUUCAGUUCUUUUACUCCUCACUUUGAUUCAGAUGACCUUUGCCAAUCUCCUGAGCUAAAUAGAUUAGUUACAGGAGGAGGUACAUUAAGUAUUUUAUGCCAUAUUGGCAAACAGGUCUGUUAGUAUUUAUUGUUUGUAAAUGUAACGUUAUCAAUUAGGAUUAUACUUUUAGACUCACUCAGUCAGCUAUCAAGUGUUAUCUGCUAAUUACUUCGAUAUUAUCGACGGUUUCCCUUUGUUAUUGAAAUAGCAAAAAGACAAAUCAAUGUAAAAGUAGCGGUGCAUACGUAACACGUCACACGUUUUUAAUAACACGGGAAGAUCUACAUCGUUACAUAUAAUAAAUAUAUAUUUGACGAUAAA